AUGUUAACGAAUGACGGCAAAGUACCGAUCGCGAUAAAAGUGAAGACUACGAAUAAGCAGCUAUUUAUGGUGGAUGUGGUUCAUUCGAUUAUUCAGCCGGGUGAGUCCAAGAAACUGCGGAUCAAGUGCCUACCGUUUUAUUUUAAUCCCAAACGAAAUAUACACGAUAGAAUUGGUAUUUUUUACUGCAAGGCGCCAAAUGAUGCGGUUGAUGCAAAAAAGGUUUGGAGGACGGCCGUUAAAUGGAAGAAGCACAUUAUGGAUGUAGCAUACAACCAGGAGAGAGAAGAAGCUCAUGGUAAAGAGUGUGAAAAGGCUUGUUCGCCAGCAGGCAGCUUCCACCUCUCUGGCUCUUCACCACCAGUUUCGGAGGAUACGUCGACCUCUGUGCUAUACACCUUCGCUUCGAGUUAUAAAUCUGAUUGGUCAGAUGCAUCUACGUCCGAUUUGUCUGGGCAGAAGAAGAAGGAGAAGAAGAACGAGGAUGUGUAG
Messenger RNA from Soboliphyme baturini, 492 nucleotides. Lineage: Eukaryota; Metazoa; Nematoda; Enoplea; Dioctophymatida; Soboliphymatidae. The record is from the annotation of a GenBank genome assembly.